Messenger RNA from Engraulis encrasicolus (European anchovy), 999 nucleotides. RefSeq names its product coiled-coil domain containing 12 (gene ccdc12). Bases 43 to 546 code for a protein of 167 amino acids. NCBI's taxonomy places the organism in Eukaryota, Metazoa, Chordata, Actinopteri, Clupeiformes, Engraulidae. Gene Ontology annotation, cellular component: U2-type spliceosomal complex; post-mRNA release spliceosomal complex. The record is from RefSeq and is a predicted model, not a curated record. The transcript has 7 exons.
UGACUCUGUGUUCGAUUAUGUAAGGCACCAGUACACGCUAGGAUGGAGAAGCCAGUAGUCUCACUACAGGAGCAAGCGUUAAAAAGAAAAGAGCGAUUAAAAGCUCUAAGAGACAAACAACUUCAGGGGGGCAGAGACACCCAGGAUGUGGAGCCGGAGAGGAAAAGAGUGCUGGAGGCCCCAGAUUUGGAGACAGAGGAGGACAGACACAGAGAGCUAAAGCUGAGGAACUACACCCCAGAGGAUGAGGAGCUGAAGGAGAGACAGGUGCCCAAAGCCAAGCCUGCCUCAGUGGAGGACAAGGUGAAGGACCAGCUGGAGGCGGCCAUCCCAGAGCCCAUCAUCGAGGAAGUGGAUUUGGCAAAUCUGGCACCAAGGAAGCCUGACUGGGAUUUGAAGAGGGACGUUGCAAAGAAGCUGGAGAAGUUGGAGAGGAGGACACAGAAGGCCAUCGCCGAACUAAUUCGGGAGCGUUUGAAAGGCAGUGAAGAGGAGCUGGCAGGAGCAGUGGGGGCUGUUGGGAUGGCACAGGGGGAUUCAGACUGAUCUCAUCACUCACUCACACUGGCCCAUUUCUGUACCGUUUUAUGUUUUUUUAAGCUGGACCAGCUGUUCCCAGAUCAGCUCUGUUGCCACAUCAAAACUAUCCAAAACACCCUAAAUUAGUGUACAAGAAGCAGGGAUCGAUCUAUACCCACGAAUAAAACAAACUGUUCAUGGCAGCUUCAUGACAAGGUGGCCACCAGUCCUUUUGUUUCCUUAGUGGUUCAAAGGAGAAAAACACAGAAGGACAACAUAGCUUCGAUAUUUUUUUCGGAAGCCCUCUGUCUUCGCCAUCUUAGAUUUAACCAUCGUACAUGUAUUUGUUGCGGUAUGUCCAACACUGUUGACACAUCAUGUGAGCUUCACAAUUAUUUCUUUUUUCUAUUUUGUCUGAACAUAAUGUUUCAUGUUUUAUAAAGUGAAAUGGAAUGUAAUUAAAGAGACACUUUGAUACGA